AUGCUCCAUGGGUUGUUUGUGGUUCUGCAUGCGUUGGGGACUGUUCUUUGUGUGCUGAGGAUAUCUCUGUGGUGUCUGAUUCUCUCUUGCUUCCUCAGGGCUGUGUGCAAGAAGUUUGGGCUGCAUGUGAGUCGGCUGAUGUUGGCCUUCUUAGUGCUCAGCACGGGGAUGUUUUGUGCAUCUGCAGCUUUCCUCCCGAGCAGUUUCUGCAUGUACACCACAGUGAUUGCCAUGACUGGUUGGUACAUGGACAAGACCUCUGUGGCAGUGCUGGGGGUGGCUGCUGGAGCUCUUCUGGGCUGGCCCUUCAGUGCAGCUCUGGGGCUUCCUAUUGCCUUUGAUUUGUUGAUACUGAAGCAGAGGUGGAAGAGUUUCCUGAACUGGUGUUUAGUGUCCUUGAUCCUGUUUUUGGUGCCCUUGGUAGUUGUGGACAGCUAUUACUAUGGGAAGCUGGUGGUUGCACCUCUCAACAUUGUGUUAUACAAUGUCUUCACCCCUCACGGACCUGACCUCUAUGGUACAGAGCCCUGGACCUUCUAUUUCAUCAAUGGCUUUCUGAAUUUCAAUGUGGCAUUUAUUCUGGCUCUGCUUGUGCUGCCCCUGACUUACCUCAUGGAGUGUCUGCUGCAGAAAUUUCAUGUCCAGAACCUGGGCCGGCCCUACUGGCUCACACUGGCUCCUAUGUACAUUUGGAUCAUGAUUUUCUUCACUCAACCUCACAAAGAAGAGAGGUUCCUCUUUCCCAUCUAUCCCCUCAUCUGCCUCUGCAGUGCUGUGGCUCUCUCUGCUCUCCAGAAAUGUUACCACUUCGUCUUCCAGCGCUACCGCCUGGAGCACUACACUGUGUCCUCCAACUGGUUGGCUCUGGGCACUGUCUUCCUCUUCGGCCUUUUGUCACUCUCACGCUCUGUUGCCUUAUUCAGAGGCUACCACGGGCCCCUGGACCUGUACCCAGAGUUCCACAGGAUUGCCACUGACCCCAGUAUCCACACGGUGCCCGAGGGGAGGCCGGUGAAUGUCUGCGUGGGGAAGGAGUGGCACAGGUUUCCAAGCAGCUUUCUCCUACCAGAGAAUUGGCAGCUCCAGUUCAUCCUGUCGGAAUUCCGGGGGCAGUUACCAAAGCCAUUUGCCAAGGGACCAAUGGCCACACGGAUCAUUCCCUCUGACAUGAAUGACCAGAACAAGGAGGAGCCAUCUCGAUAUAUUGACAUUUCCAAGUGCCACUAUCUGGUGGACUUGGAUACAGCCACUGAGACCCCGAGGGAGCCAAGGUACUCAUCCAACAAAGAAGAGUGGGUGACCAUUGCCUACAAGCCAUUCCUAGAUGCUUCCAGGUCCUCGAGGCUGCUGCGUGCGUUCUACGUCCCCGUGCUCUCUGAGCAGUACACCUCCUAUGCCAACUACACCAUCCUCAAAGCCAGGAGGCCGAAGCAAAGCAGGAAAAAACUGGGAGGGUAG
Molecule: messenger RNA, 1458 nt
Organism: Acanthisitta chloris (rifleman)
Lineage: Eukaryota; Metazoa; Chordata; Aves; Passeriformes; Acanthisittidae
Gene: ALG9
Product: ALG9, alpha-1,2-mannosyltransferase
Exons: 11
Coding region: 1-1458 (485 amino acids)
Biological process (GO): protein N-linked glycosylation
Cellular component (GO): endoplasmic reticulum membrane
Molecular function (GO): alpha-1,2-mannosyltransferase activity
Source: RefSeq, a predicted model, not a curated record